AUGGAAGUGUCCCGUUCAUCCAUCAAGGACAGGCAGUGUGUAUCUUUGUGCGAGACAUCUCCUCGUCUUCUGUUCACUGUCGUCGAUGUUCACAACGCUAGCCCCACUGCUCUCAAAAUAAUCCGUGCCGGCGGCGUCCCGGUCCCCGAGGAUAUAGGCUGGGACUUUCCACCCUCUUUGCCAUUGAUAUCUGCGGUUCCUGAGAACGUACUGGAACCUGCGUUGGGUCUAUGUCGGACGCCCAAGCAACUACGAGCGGCCAAGCGAUCUCUGAUCGCUAAGUGGCCCCGAACUCGCCGUUACAGAACGCUGCAGUCCACCGUCUCUUCAGACGUAUCGACUAGCCACCACUCGACCUGCCCCCAUAGUACCUUUCAGUCGAAAUCUAGAAGCCCGCUCCCGGUCGACGGGCAGCACAUGGGUAGUGCAAGCUCUGCCACGCACAUGGCGGGCGGGGCUGUAUACUUGGCCCAUGAUGGUCUAUGGGAUGAGGAAGCACUUCGCCAUACACAACCCGACUUCGCAUAUCAGCCUCACCGCGUACAUGACCAUGCUUCUGGUCACGACGAGCAUGUGCCAGUCCACAAUGCCGAAGCGCAUCGUACAUCUGAAGCGACAGCGGGCAACAUGCUUGAUGGUACGCUCGCCGCGGAAUUCGCUCGCUUCGUUGCCGAGACGCUUGCACAGCCCCUUACUACCUUCGUUGGCGCGCAUACGUCGCCGGACUGGCUCGCUUUCCCGCCGCUAUCAUCUUAUUCCACGGCCGCGAGGAGUGCACCAUCGCAAUUCCCGGUAUCUUCUAUACUGCCCUCUGCCUCGGUAGCAACAUCUGCGGCACCGCCUGUGUCAAUUCCAUGCACUUGUGAGAUGUCUACACUCGCUACGCCGGCGCUCACACUCUGGUCCGAAACGGACGUGUAUUCUCACUCCGACAGUGAUGUACUGUUCCCACCCUUGUGGCCAUCCAUCGAGGCGGCGAUGUUUUCAGACGCUUCUGUCGACUCUCCGUGUUGCCCUUGCCAGGAAGGAGCUGGUACCGGAACUCCCUCGGAUGGACUCACCGUGGACGACCAGUCUAGCCUCCGUAUCGCAGCCCCGCAGCUUUCGGCGUCCAACGCUAAUACUCAGUGGUCGCUCUUCGACAAACCUAAGCCGCCCCCCAUGUCCUCCGCUUUGGCUGCGCAAGACGAUGCAUAUGGGGCUUAUCCAUCUCUGGUCGGGGCUCAAUCGUGGCCCUGGCCGUCGGCCUCAGCGAUCGAACAUCACUUCGAGCAUUAG
Peniophora sp. CBMAI 1063 is the source of this 1278-nucleotide messenger RNA. The record is from the annotation of a GenBank genome assembly. NCBI's taxonomy places the organism in Eukaryota, Fungi, Basidiomycota, Agaricomycetes, Russulales, Peniophoraceae.